Messenger RNA from Chelonus insularis, 2757 nucleotides. RefSeq names its product myb-like protein X. The record is from RefSeq and is a predicted model, not a curated record. The coding region runs from base 291 to 2399 and encodes 702 amino acids. NCBI's taxonomy places the organism in Eukaryota, Metazoa, Arthropoda, Insecta, Hymenoptera, Braconidae. The transcript is spliced from 7 exons.
ACAAAUCCUUUAUUUUCUCUGCUAUAACCUCUCUAUUAUUUAUUCCAUUUAAAGCGAUUUAAUAUAAACUAAAAAAGGUUUUCAACUUAUUAUCGUCUAAAAGUUUAUGAAAUCGUAUAUAUCUACUGUUUUAAUUAAUUUUUCUUUCAUCGUAAAUGAUUAUACACACAUUGUUCUUCUUUCUGCAAAAAUAUUGUUCCAAAACAAAAGCUGAGAUAAUCAUCAUAAAUAUUACAAUUGAUAUUGUUGAUUGAUAAAAAAUUUUAAUGCUUCAAUCAACGUAACACAAAAUGGAACCGUGGACAACUACGUCGAGAAGGAGCAAAACAAAAGAAAAAACGAAGGAUGGACAAGAAGAAAUGAAAAAUCAGCUCAAAGAAGCAGGAUUGUAUGAAGAAGGUAUGUCUACAAAUGAUAUGGAAAAUUUUUUAAAAAUAGUUGAUGAUUCUAAACAGUUAGCUCGAAAAAAUGAUCAUACUUCUCAACCAGAUUUAUACGAGGUACCAUCUUCACCAUUGUCUUCUUAUGGACAUAAUGAUAAUCAUUUGUCUUCAACGUCUAAUCAGGGAACAAACAUUAAUGAUUUAGUAACAUCAGAAUCGUCUACUGCAUUUCAUUCAAAUAAACUCAUCAAUAAAAAUUCAACGAAUAAUGAUAAAAGUUCAACAUCACAAGAAAAACUGGAUGAUUCCUCAUAUUCACACUACACUAUUUCUCCAAGUUCUGACAGAAAGCUAGAAUUGAAUUCCAUGCAUCGUACUCCAACAAAUCAAGAAUCUAGAUCUUACUCUUCUGUUCUUUUUAAUCAAUUAGAACAAUGGAGAAUAAAUCCUCUAGACUGCAAAAAAAUGGAGAAUGAUGUGCCUUUAUCUAGAAAAAAACGUUCAUCUGUUCAACGACCGAAGUUUCAAAUGGUUAAUGGGAUACCAGUUAUUCCUGACGAAAUACGUAAUAAGCAACGUACAAUUCUUGAUGAUACUGCAGAAUUAUAUUAUCGCUACAUGCAAAAACCAAACAAUGAUGAGGUCCAGUGGGGGACACCCAUUAAGGUAGGAACUGCCAAUGGAAGCUUGGAUAAAUAUCUCAUUUCACCUAGUGAAGAGCAUGAAAAUUCCAUAUCUGAAUUGUAUAAUACAUCAAUAGAAGGGGGAAAAUUUAGCUUGCGACCACGAAAUGCCACAAAAAAAGUCACUUAUAUCAUGUCUGAUGACGAAGAGGAUGAAGAAAUAUUUCAAAGUAAACGGAAAAAGGUAGCAGGCUUUACUCAUAAAUCAUCAGCAACAAAGAAUGGAUUGAUAAAGAACAGAAAUAAUAAUGUUGAAAGUAAUCAGCAAAAAAGGGAUUAUCAAUCAAAUAUUAGUAAAUAUGACGAAAGUGAUAACUUGAACAUCAUAUCUGAUGGUGGCACAUCUAGAAAAAAAAGAGCUGCAACUCCAGAAUAUCCCGAAAUUUCUCCCUCGAAACAAAUACCAUCAUCGAAUAAAUCAAAUUCUUAUGAUGUCGUCGUUGAAAUUCACAACGAAGAAAAACGUCAGAAUACAAAUUUUUCUCGAAAGAAUAAUAGUAUUGACUGUGAGCCAAUAAGACCUAUAAAAAAACGAAACGAAAAAUUAAAUGAUGAAGAAAUUGAAGCUCAAUUAAUUACAGACGAUGAAGAUGAAGAAGAAAAGGUCAUUCCACCAUCUCCGGAAUCACGUUUUUCUAAAAGAUUAAGAUUAGGACAUUCUUUAUUACAAAAUAAACGACAAAAAGAAGAAGAUAAAAGAAAAAAAAUAGAAGAAGAGGAAAGAUUAGCAGCAGAAAAAGAAACUCGUGACAAAGAAGAAAAAAUAAAACAACGUAUGGAGAAUAAUAUUGCAAAAGCUAAGCAGCAUGAGAUGAUAGUGAAAAAACAGAAAGAAAAAGAAGAAAGGUAUCGUAAUAAUGUUGCACGGCAUCAAAAAUGUCCAUCGAGGACCGAAUUAGAAUCUGAUGAGUUACCUAAAAAUGAAAUAAUUUGGGACACUAAACAUGAAUCUUCUGAAACGACUUAUACUGAAACAGAGGCUAAUAAGAAAAUAGUAAAACAAAUCAAAAAUCGAGUUGAAGAAGUUCAAUGUCCAAUUUGUGGUAAAAAUUUUCCAAUAGAUCAAGUUGAAACACACGCUGGAUCAUGUGAAGCUUAUGUUGAUGAAGAUGAACAAACUAACAAUCACUCUAAAGAAUCCCAACAAUUUCAAUGCAUGCAAUGUGAUUUUUUUAGCACAAAUGAUCAAGAAGCCUAUGAACAUCAUGUUUCAUCCGAAUGUCUAGAAAUAUCUCAUAACCAGCAUAAGAAGGGGGAAAACAGCUUAAAAACAACUUAUACCAAAACGUCAAAUACAUCAAUCAAAACACCAACUAGAAAAAGGAAACGUUGAAAAUAAUGUUAAAGUUUUAAUUUAUGUAAAGUUGAACAGUAAAGAGGCUAUUGUCUUCCUUGACUGUUGAAAAUGGUGAUACUUUUGUCAUAAAUUUGCCUUCGUAAUUUCUAAAAAAAAUAAAACAGUAUUCAGCAAUACUUAAAGAAAUAAGUGAAAACAUGUAAAUCCGACUAUGAAUAAGUAUUAUUAUUCAACAAUUGGUCAAAAAGAUGAAUGAAAUGUUAUUAUCAGAUAAAUUGUUAAUUACAUAUGUAUAAAAGCACAAAAACAUAUUUAUUUGUAACGCAUGUCCACAAAGUAUUGCCUUAGAUUAUUGAACGAGUUAUAAAUAUUAUCAAUAGUUAAUAUUCAUCAU